This is a messenger RNA of Eimeria acervulina, 1422 nucleotides long. RefSeq lists its product as hypothetical. Bases 1 to 1422 code for a protein of 473 amino acids. The record is from RefSeq and is a predicted model, not a curated record. The transcript is spliced from 2 exons. NCBI's taxonomy places the organism in Eukaryota, Apicomplexa, Conoidasida, Eucoccidiorida, Eimeriidae.
AUGCCGACAGCAGCAGGGGGCCCCUGUGGGGCCCCAAAGGCAGCGAAGGCAGCAGCAGUCAAGGGGGGACAGGUCCCUUCUGCUGCUGCUGCUGCUGCUGCUGCUGCUGCUGCCGCUGCAAACAAUUUCCAAAAGCCCUCGAAGAACAGCAACUCCAAAAACAGCAGCAGCAGCAACAACAAUAACAUCAACAACACCUGCAGCAGCAGCAUCAUAAGGAUCUGCAGCAGCUGCAACGCGAACAGCAGUUGCAGCAGGAGCAGCACCAGCAGCAUCAGCAGCAUCAGGAUCAGCAGGAGCAGCAGCAACAGCAAGAUGCCGGUAGAAAUUGUGGGUCUGUUAGGUGCAGCCUCUUCGCUGUUGGCGGGAGGUAAAGCUGCUGCAGCAGCAGCACUUGCUGCUGGCAGCACCAAGCCCGCAGCAGCAGCAGGUGUCUCCUUCUUAAAGGCCGGGGGCCUUGGCCAUUUGCUGCAUGCAAAGGGGACUGCUGCUGCUGCUGCUGCAGUAGACGGCACAGCAGGGGGAUGUCAGCUGCUGGCGAGCGCAGUGCAGCACAGCAGCAGCGCAGCAGGGACCUCUCCCCCAAUCGGGGGGGCAGCAGCAGCAGCAGCAGCAACAACAACGGCUUCCGCUGGCGGCAGCAGCACCGCGCCUCCUGCUGCAGUAGCCCUCUCAGCGAAGUCUGCUUCUGCUGCAGCAGCAGCAGCAUCUAAGGGGCACUACUUGGGGCUUCCUAAGGCAUCUGCUGCUGCUUCAGCAGCAAAAGGCUCUGUACAUCCCCCUGCAUCAUCUGGGGCCCUUGGAAGGACCCGGAUGGGGGGGGCCCCCACUAGGGGCCCCCCUGCACAUACACCGCAGCGUCCAGGGGUUGGUGCUGCUGCGCCGCAUGCAGUCGCCGGUGGAAGAGGGGGCCCCCAGGCGCGGCAGGUACAGGGGGCCCCCCCUGGUGGGGGGGCCCCUGGGGGGGCCCCUGUAUCUGGGGGGCCCCUACCUGGGGAGAAGAGUGUAACUGUUACAAGAGACUUCGCUGAAAGAACUCCUUCAGGAGUAAUGCAUCAUAUAACGCGAACAACAACAGAAUCUAUGGAUACACUAGAGCCGCAGCAACUGCUGCAGCUGCUGCUUCCAGCAGCACUCUUCAGCUCAACAGGGGGGGCCCCAGGGGGCCCCGGGUGUACGGGAGGGCCCCUGGGGGGCCCCCCAAGAGAUAGGAAGCUUGUUAAAAUGCACGGUCAAGAAGACACAGACACAGAAAGCUACAGCGGGAUAACUGCGGCGCCGCAGCAACAGCAGCAGCAACAGCAGCAGCAGCAACAGCAGCAACAGCAGCAGCAGGAUGUGCUCGGCGGCAUUGACAGGAAACGGAGAGUCCGGCGCAGCAGCAUCGCUAGCAGAGCAGGUAGCUAUGGGGCCUUUCUGUGA